UUUGUAUAGAGCCUGUGGGCCAGAUGUUCCUGCCCCUGACUUAGAGGGUGGGAAUGCUUGUUACAAGUAUGGCUCCAGGACCCCCACCCCAGACUUAUGAACCAGAUACUGGGGGUGAGCCAGGGGGCUUGCAUUUCUUACCAGAUUUCUGAUGAUGCUUACGUAUGAUAUAGCGUAGUAUGGCGCUUUGAGAAGCAGUGCCUUAGUGCUGUAUACUCACACGAAUCCCAGACAUUUCUUAUUCGUUCCUGAAUGCCGAACAGCCUGAGCCCCUUAGCAUUAGCAAUUGGACAUUGGGUUGGUGAUUUCCUCUCUCCAGUGGGAAUAUCAAUGUCUGCUUGCAUCGAGCUACAAAUGUGUCCCAUGGUUGUUCUCAAGGUCCCCCUUGAGGAGGGGGGCCCAUGCAGAGUGAGAAAGAGAAGGAAGUUGUACCUUCCCGCAGCUCCAUGGGCAGCCUCCUGGAUGGAAGGCUGCCCCUCACAGCCCUUAUUGGCAGAACCGCCCUUCGCCCUCCAGGAGGACCCCCUGCCGCUGGCUUUUUACAUCCAAGAUGCGGAGAUUGUCUCCUCCCUGGGGAAGACGCUGGAAUCCCAGGCUCUGGAGACCGAGAAAGUCCUGGACAUCAUCUAUCAGCCCCAGGCUGUCUUCAGGGUUCGCGCUGUGACCCGCUGCACCAGCUCCUUGGAGGGUCACAGCGAGGCGGUCAUUUCUGUGGCUUUCAGCCCCACGGGGAAGUACUUGGCCAGCGGCUCCGGAGACACCACCGUGCGCUUCUGGGACCUCAGCACCGAGACGCCACACUUCAUGUGCAGGGGACACAGACACUGGGUCCUUAGCAUCUCCUGGUCCCCAGACGGCAAGAAGCUGGCCUCCGGCUGCAAGAAUGGCCAGAUUCUCCUCUGGGACCCGAGCACAGGGAAGCAGGAGGGCAGGCCCCUCGCCGGCCACAGCAAGUGGAUCACGGGCCUGUGCUGGGAGCCCCUCCACGUGAACCCCGAGUGCCGCUACUUGGCCAGCAGCUCCAAGGAUGGCAGCGUGCGGGUGUGGGACACAACCGGGGGCCGCUGUGAGCACAUCCUCACCGGGCACACCCAGUCGGUGACCUGCCUGCGGUGGGGAGGGGACGGGCUUCUCUACUCUGCCUCUCAGGACCGAACCAUCAAAGUCUGGCGAGCUCGCGAUGGUGUGCUCUGCCGGACGCUGCAAGGCCACGGCCACUGGGUGAACACCAUGGCCCUCAGCACUGACUAUGCUCUGCGCACUGGGGCCUUUGAGCCUGCUGAGGCCACAGUUAACGCCCAAGACCUACGGGGGUCCUUGCAGGAGCUGAAAGAGCGGGCCCUGGGCCGCUACAACCUCGUGCGGGGCCAGGGCCCCGAGAGGCUGGUGUCUGGCUCAGACGACUUCACCCUCUUCCUGUGGUCCCCAGCAGAGGACAAGAAGCCCCUCGCGCGGAUGACGGGACACCAGGCCCUCAUCAACCAGGUCCUCUUCUCGCCCGACUCCCGCCUCGUCGCCAGCGCCUCCUUCGACAAGUCCAUCAAGCUGUGGGACGGCCGGACUGGCAAGUACCUGGCUUCCCUGCGGGGCCAUGUGGCUGCCGUGUACCAGAUUGCGUGGUCGGCUGACAGCCGGCUCUUGGUCAGUGGCAGCAGUGACAGCACACUCAAGGUAUGGGAUGUGAAGGCCCAGAAGUUGGCCACAGACCUGCCUGGCCAUGCCGAUGAGGUCUACGCUGUUGACUGGAGUCCAGAUGGCCAGAGAGUAGCCAGUGGUGGGAAGGACAAGUGCCUCCGGAUAUGGAGGCGAUGAAGCCCAACAGUUCCUCUGACCUGCACCUGCCUACCCUGGCUGUUCAUACGCCUUUGUCCCCGAGAGAACGAGGUGCCCUGCUGUUCCGGACAAGCCCCAGUGGGGACGGACACCCACAGCGCCCAGCCUGGACUGCCCAGAGCCCUGGGAGUUUGUCACUGAGCUCAGCUCCCACCAUCACCUGCAGUACCGCUGGUGGUGGGCAGGAGGCGCUGGCAGCAUGGCUGGCUGGACCUCCUUUCUCACGAGUGCUUUAGCGGUGGAGCCCAGAUUCUGGACGAAAUAAAUAAUUUAUAUUUUGUA
Echinops telfairi (small Madagascar hedgehog) is the source of this 2115-nucleotide messenger RNA. It is a transcript of the gene NLE1, whose product is annotated as notchless homolog 1. The record is from RefSeq and is a predicted model, not a curated record. The transcript is spliced from 11 exons. Gene Ontology annotation, cellular component: nucleolus. The coding region runs from base 253 to 1812 and encodes 519 amino acids. Gene Ontology annotation, biological process: ribosomal large subunit assembly; Notch signaling pathway. NCBI's taxonomy places the organism in Eukaryota, Metazoa, Chordata, Mammalia, Afrosoricida, Tenrecidae. Gene Ontology annotation, molecular function: protein binding.